This is a messenger RNA of Paramuricea clavata, 6107 nucleotides long. The record is from the annotation of a GenBank genome assembly. Lineage: Eukaryota; Metazoa; Cnidaria; Anthozoa; Malacalcyonacea; Plexauridae.
AUGGCUUCUUACCAGUGUGAUCGAUGUCUGAAACAGUUUUCGUCCUAUUAUAAUGUCAGGCGACAUAAGGCGGACCAUUGUGCAUAUGCAAAGAUUGACGAUAAUGCCUCGAUGGAUGGAGGAGGAAGUAGCUACUCAGAUGAACAAAGCGUGGACUCUUUUCCAGACGAAGAAAGUGUUACGGAAACUGAGGGAGAUGAAAACAGUGAGAAUUCCGGAGAUGAUGGUGAAAUAAAGGAAGAGAUUGAUCCUUGGGCAACCAUGAUUGACGAUGCAAAGGCGACCGUUCGACCAGAGUAUGAUGAAUUUAUGAAAACGUUGCAAAUCGAUGGGCAAGAAGAAAGUGCAGCUAAGCAGAAAGCCUUUGAAAACGUUCUCCCUGAACUUCAGAAAGAAUUCGCUGACGUUUACGUGGAUAAUUUACGAUGGAUGAAUGCACUUAAAAAUGAUGCUGUGCAUAGAAAGAUUAUGGAAACGAAGGAGACAUUAGCGAACGAAGACUCGUUUGAUCCUGAUGAAGCUUUAUCUGCAGCGGUUGACAAAAGAAAGUUUCUGUUGAAACAGCUUUUAGAAGAUCAAGGACGUUUUUCAGAUAGUGAUGAAUCGAUGUAAUGUUCAUGUGAAAUAAAUAUUUAUUAAAACUGUAUUGUGCCUUGUUUCAUUGCAACAAUAAGUCCUUGUAGAAAAAUGGACACUAGAGUCUAGCCGUACCUUCUACUGGGCCAUCGGGCCUAAUCGGGCCAAAAAGUGCCAUUUCGGGCCUUAAUGCGAAGAAUGCGAAGCAAAAUGCGAAGAAUGCGAAGCAAAAUGCGAAUGCGAAGCAAAAUGCGAAAAUGCAAAAUGCGAAGCAAAAUGCGAAAAAUGCGAAGACGCAUGAGCAAAAUGCGAACUCAAUACGAAGACGCAUGAGCAAAAUGCGAAGACGCAUACGUACCCCGAGGGAAGCCUUGGGGAACACCUAUAAAUUUAUGCAAGCAAAACAGUAUCGUAGCAACAUUAUUUCGCUCUAAAAUCAUUUGCACAGUUCACAUGCGUAUAGGCUCAUUCGUAAUGUCCCACAAUCAUUGCAUCAAUCGUCUAUCACGUACAUAGAUACAAAUCUCUUGCUGUGUAUAUAAACUGUUGAUGAUAUUGACGAGUAAUAGGUCUUUUAGCUCAAUAAAUUUUUACUCGUUUUUGGUGUUAUGCUACCUGCUUUCCGAAUUAAAACCACUCUUUAAUGAAAGGUUGGAAUGCCAAAGUUUUCUCGGCUGAAAACUAGACACAUAUAAACACAUUUUUAUAGCAAAGUAAGGAACUAAGACAUUUAUAUUGUUCUGAAAAACAAUUUAAAACUUUAAACUACACGUAAAAGUGCCCUUAUGCACAAUGUUCUCCGCUCCAAUACAUCAGGUAGCUCAAAAUAGCCUGGAAGCCUGAAAAAUUUCCUCUCAAAUUCCCCCCAAAAUCAAAUAGACAUUGCUGCAAACAGAUCAUGCCUAUCAUAUAAACCUUCCAUUUUAAAAUAAAUAUUUUUUCCUCUGCGAAAGCUGUGUAAACACUACGCUCUUGUAAACUCGAAGACCUCAAUUUAUACAGUAUAUUAAAUCCGGUUCGAACUGGUAUUGUAGCGCUUACAAGGAUCAUAUUUUUUUUUUACAAUAACGUUAUGCGACAAAUACUUGCUGACGCCAUCUGAAAAUUCCAAAAGAUCACGCGAUAAAUGUUAUGCGACAAUACUUGCUGACGUCAUCUCAAAAGAUCACACAACAAACGUUACGCGACAAUGUUCCAAAAAUGACGUCACUCUUAUCCCUAAAAAAUGCUGACGUCCUAUGGCGGGAAAAAUGCUGACGUCAUAUAGCGGGAAAUCACAAGCUCAUUAGUAUUCCGCUGGAUGGGGGCUAUCAUCUACUAACGCAUCCAGAUAUCGGCUUGUUGACAACAGGUUUUAACAGAAUUGUUGCAGAUCUGUUCCAACUUGCGCGAAAUUGACUGUGUAUUUUAUUAGUGCUGACGUCAGCAUGAUUUUCAAAUACAGACGAACCUCACAUUUCUAUUAAAUACGGACAUGCACCUUAUAUAUAGCAGAGUCUAUAUGACGUAGUAGGCUAUAGUUAACACCUCUCUACAUUGCACAUGCUUUACAUGCAUUCUUCGAGUACAUACGCCACGAUAGGAAUCGUAUUCGACUAAUCGUAACCUUUAAAAGAAACUGCUGUAUAGUCGACCCAAUAAAUUGGUAUAUCUCAGUAUGUUAAACUUUUUUUGAUAACGUUCUAUAACAACUACAAAUCAAAGGCGGGAAAAAUGCUGACGUCAUAUAGCGGGAAAUCACAAGCUCAUUAGUAUUCCGCUGGAUGGGGGCUAUCAUCUACUUGCGUUCGCUCGCCUUGUACCUGUCUGUUCUGGCAGGUCCGCAACGGCCUGUCAACAGGUCUGUUACAAGCCGUUGUGACAGAGCUGCAGCAAUGCUGUUUUCAACAGGCCUGUCUCGAGUUGUUGUGACAGAGAUGCAGGAACGCUGUUUUCAACAGGCCUGUCGCAAGUUGUUGACACAGAGCUGCAGCAAUGCUGUUUUCAACAACUUGCGACAGACCUGUUGCAAACCGAGGAAAGCGCUUUAUGAAGCUUCGUGUAUCCACUAUUUUGAACAAAAAACGGCCAAACAGGUUGCCAUAUUUCGGUUGUAGUGUUUCGUAAAAUAACAAGACUUAAAUAUAACAAACUUGCGAGAUAAUGUUUGAGCAAAACAGCCGAAAAAAUACGACAAAGAAAGGUUCUUUAUCGUAAACAAUUUUCAAAAUUAAUUGGUCUUUAAGUGCGACCGAAGUAUGACAAUCUACUUGCGUAUUUUUCUUCAAAACAGUGCAUACACAAAACUUCAAUUAGGCGUCUUCCUCGCUCGCAGAUUUCACUUGAAAUUGGAAGGAAAUUAUAUAACGAAUUUCAUAUUCAUAUUAACAAUGAAGAACGUUGAACACUCGGUUGUUUACGUAUUUUUCAUUUCUUAAGCCGUCUAGAUCUUGUGUUCUCAUUGCCACAGUUUCUUCAAAAAUCAAAACAGCUUUGAACUUGUUUGAUUUUGUUUGAGGCAGUUGUUGAAAUUUUGUUUGGCUCAAAACUUCAAAAGUCAAAAUCAGGGCGCUUAUAUAUAGGGCGGCGCAACGCCGUAAUAAUAAUAAUAAUAAUAAUAAUAAUAAUAAUAAUAAUAAUGGAAACUUUAUUAAAUGUUUUUCUUUACAUACAUAUACAAUCGUAAAUCUCUCUCAUAAAGGUAACUUACGGUUGGCUAUUUGAAUCACAAUUAUACUAAACUAAAAUAACAGAACAAAGUGCAUGCAAUAUAUAUAUAUACAAUGAGAUAAGUCAAAUUGUUAGUAAAUCCGGAUUUUCCCAUUCCUUAUUUCGGCAGCAAAAAAUGUAAUAUGUAGUUCUAAUAGCAAUAGUCAUCAUUUUCCUAACGCAGUACAUUUGGUGGUUUUUGUCAAGACCAAUACUUCCUAACAUGUCUAAAAAUGUUUAAAAUACUCAUUAAUAAUGCAUAAACCUUGUGGCAAAUCAUGGCAGCCAUAAUAUGUCACGUGGAGUGACUUUAUAAAACACAUGUGGCAUUAUAUAAUUGUUCAUCUUAAUUAGCAUGAUUAUACUAUGGUUCAUCCUAAUUAGUAUUCUUUUGUAGUCGUAUUUUAAGCUAUUCAAAACACUCGUUGUCGUGUUUUAUCAGAUAUAUAACGCUCGGCUGCGCCUCGCGUUAUAUAUCUGAUAAAACACUCCUACUCGUGUUUUAAAUAGUACAUAACAUUCUUCUGCAAAAAUACCUAAAGAGCUGAUGGAGAGAUUUAUAAAUUUAACUUGGUUAAAAUUUUUACCUAGCUGUCUCAAUAAUUCUCUAUAUUUAUCCUUCUUCCGUUUUACGUUGUUUUUGAGGUUUGUCUCAUAACCAGUGGUGAGUUCAACCACAUAUAAGGAACCAUCAACCAUUUGAGCACGAUAAUAACAAAUCUGGGCGAUACGUAUCACCAGUAAGUAUUGAAGGGCUUUUGAAUCCAUUUAGAUCAGCGUAGAGAGUAGAACCGUCAACAGUUUGUAAAGUAUGAGCAAGAAAGUUCAGGACUGAAUUGUGUCUCCACGUAAAUCGGUCGAGAUAAUACUGACAUCCAGCUACUAUGUGUAGUAAUGUUUCAGGGCUAAGACAAAAAGAACAGUCUGAAUUUGAAGAUAUUGCCCAUCUGUUUAGGUUUUUGCGCGUCGGAAGAGAGUUGUUAAUGUAACGAAUGGUAAAGUUGUAAAUGUUUUUCGGGAGCUUCGAUUGGGCGAUGGACCACACCUUGUUAAGCUGAGGUAAAGCGAACUUCGUGACGCUGCAGAAAAAGGAUCCUUGACUGGUUAAUUGGUUUAGGAGUUUGUUUUCGUGUCCAGAACGGAAAUCUUUGAGAACUUCCUUAGUAGAGUUAUAAGCGUCAUAUUGAAUAUUAGUAUGGUUACUGGUAAUAAUAAUAAUAAUAAUAAUAUUUGAUUUGGAAUUUUAUUACCGUGGACGUGGUUGUCUGUCGUGUUGCAGUUAGUAUAUAAUAAUCAAGUAUAAUUCUGUAUAAAGCUAUUGUUAGUAUCAAAUCAAGUAUAAAACUCUUGUCAGUGACUCUGUUGGUACAUACUUUGAGGUAUUCGCUAGUGGACCCUAGUAAAUUUACGCAUUUAUUUGGAAUUUUAUUACCGUGGACGUGGUCAUUGUCUGUCGUGUUGCAUUUACUGAUUCGUCAUUACUGAUUGUGGAUUUUUUUUUGCUAAUUGAUCAUCACUGUUCAUUGGAUUCGUCUAACAUGUUCUGUACUGUAUAACGUACUUUGUUCCUGUUACCGUAUCAAUGUUGGUGUUUUUGUGAUAAAGAAAUUUAAAUAAUACGCGUUUUUAUGAUUUUGACCGUUGGAAUUUUUUGAAUUAUUUGCAUCUAGCGUCGUUCGUCAUGGCAACAACGUUAUAAAUACAUAAAUACAAAGCCUUUUAUCUUUGGAAUUACCUGUUUGAACUUUGACAUUACACUCAAUCGUAAUUUGAGAUUAAUAUUAUCAUUGCUUGAUUAUCGCUUCCCAACAUGUACAAUAUGUGCGGGGUUUACCCUUGAAUAUUAUUUACAUCGUUUUAUAACAUCUAAAAUAUGAUCUUUCUCAAAACAGUCUAUACAGUCCUUUUUGCUUGGUUGAUUUUCCGCGUGGUUCGUCUCACAAAUGAAGAUCGUAAGACAUUAUUUUACUCGUCUACAAACAUUCUAACCUCUCCUUGUUUUUCUCAAGCCCGUCGUAUGAGAAAAGAUUCGACGUCACUAUCUAUUCUUCGAACUGUUCGAAAUGCAUCUGCCUUACUACAAAGAUCGUCUUUACCACUAAUGUUGGUCCUCUUGGCAAACGACAUGCAACUAAAUCCAUGUCCUUCCCAUCCCAUUCCUGCUAAGCCGUGUAAAACUAAUCCUAACGACCUUAAAGUUCUUUACUUAAAUGCCCGAAGUUUGAAGUCUUUCGUCCCUGUUGACAAUGACACUUCAAAUAAAGUUUGCAAAAUAACCUUACUGCAGGAGUUGGUUUACGGUGGUGAAUAUGAAGUCUGUAUUUGUGAAACUUGGUUAAACAAUACAAUCCUUGAUACAAAACUACUCCCAGGUUUCAAUCUUUUCCGUCGGGACAGGACGGGGGAGAAUUGACGGUGGAGUUCUAAUCGCGAUUAGAGAACACCUACAUGCUACUCGGCGUUGUGACCUCGAAAGAGAUGGCAUUGAACUUGCUGUAGUUCAACUCAGUAAAGCGAACAAUGAACCAGUAAUUCUUUAUGUGUACUACCGUCCUCCCAACUCCUCUCCUGAUGCCGGUCUCAGUCUUCUAAACAACUCCAUAGCAACUAACCCGGAGUCAUGUUGCAUAAUCCUAGUUGGUGACUUUAAUAUUCCUUCUAUCUCCAGGUCAGGGAGCCCAUCAACUCCUAUUAGCACUGGUGGAUGCUCCAAUGGUGAAAACCUUUGUGAAGUUAUCGGCGAUAAUUUUCUGUAUCAGUUCGUAGAUGGCCCAACCCACCGUGCUGGAAAUAAGCUUGUUUGCUGUUUUGCAAUCGGACCGAAACCCUGUCCGACGUACUAA